AUGGAUUCAACUCAAUUGGAAAGAAGUAAACGCGACUAUCCAACUCCACUUGUCGAUCCUCUCAUCUGCGAUCCAAACAAAAUCGUCGAGGGUUAUGGUUUCUGGGGACGAUAUCAGUGGUGGACGGCUGUUCAAUGCAAUUUUAUUAUGCUGUUCUACGCGGCUAACAUCCAUCUUUUACCAUUUAUCACCGGAAGUGCCAAAACAAUGUGUCAACUACCGAACAGCACACGCAUUAAUUUAACCGGUUGUAGCUAUGAAACGAAAAAUGGAAAAGAAUUCUGUGGCGACACCAACGGUUCAAUAAUAUUGCAGCAAAUCAGCCCGGAACCGAUUUCUUCGAUAAUGACAAAGUGCUUUUACAUUAGGAGCGAUCAUCUUUCUACCGAUUUUCUCCUAUUUGGCAGAUCUUUACGGAAGGAAGCUCGUCUUUUUAAUAACAGUCUUUGGAACAUUAUUGGAAAUUUUGCGUGUGCCGCGGCUCCGGGAUUUUGGUUCUUCGUCGUGUUGCGAUUUGUAGUUGGAGCGUUAAGUGAUUCAUAUUACACAAUUGGCGCCAACUAUGUUUGUGAAUUGACCACGGAAAGUCAGCGCUCAUUUGCAGGCUUAAUUGGAACAACUUUUUGGGCGAUAGGGAUUCUUUAUGUCGGAGGACUUGCACAAGCUGUAUAUAAUUGGAGAUUGUUGUACUUGUAUAUGACAUUGCCGUCAAUUUUGUGCUUCUUUAUGAUAUUCACAUUACCCGAAUCACCUCACUGGGCUAUCCGACAUCACAAGCGGAGUCGAAUUGCUUCGUAUAUUGCGGCGUCAAAUCGAUGGAAUUGUAAAAGACUAAAUUUGACUGCAUGUUUACGUGACGAUCCGAAUGAGCAUCGUCCCAAAGUCAACAGUCUGAAAGCCAUUCUCCUAAUGCUAAAGAGCUGCCAGAUGUGGAAGAUCAUCUUGAUUGGCGGACUCAUGAGUUGCAUGAUGAACUUCACUUAUUUUGCUAUUUCUCUUGAGGCUAUCGAUCUAAGUGAGGAUCAUUUCACUGCCUACAUGUUGAAUGGAGUGACCGAUUUGCCAGGGGCUGCGAUGUGCAUUCCAUUGUUGCAUUUCUUUGGUCGUAAAUGGGUGACGAUUUUUAGUGGAAUAUUUUGUGGAUUAGCCCUAGCUGCAGCUCCUUUCCCAGCAGAAUGGUUUGGCGUCAAUGCGCUAAAAGUGGCAUUGAUUUUGCUAGCAAAGUUUUUCAAUACGAUUGCGCAAACGGUGAUCCCCGUAUGGUUUCCAGAAAUGCUGCCAACAACUGUCAGAGUGCUCGGUUUUGCCAUCAUCAACUUUCCGCAUUGUAUCGGCCAAUUUAUUGCUCCAUUCUUCCGACAUGUGCAUUUUCCCUGGGCUCCCCUCAAAUACGUUGUUGUGGGCAUUGCGUGUGUUCUUUGUUCAAUACUUUGCUCCCUUCUUUCCGACACCAAGGGAAAAGAUAUGCCGGGAGAUGUGCACGAGGUUACGCAAACGACAAAAUCCAUCACGCAAGAGAAUGAAAAAGACGAUCUUACGAGUUUUACAGCAGCAGAA
This is a messenger RNA of Mesorhabditis belari, 1557 nucleotides long. Lineage: Eukaryota; Metazoa; Nematoda; Chromadorea; Rhabditida; Rhabditidae. The record is from the annotation of a GenBank genome assembly.